AUGACGGACGUCCGGGGCUUGAGUGCACACCGCCGGCUGUUGGAGGUGCUGCAGGUGGAGCUGGAUGCGGCAACGACACGUGUGAUGGUCACACCGGUGCUGGGCCGUGUGCCGGUCAAGCAGGGCGACCUCGAUGCUUUGCAAGUCAGGCUGCACGACAUCACGGGGCCCACUCCGGUCGUGGUGUGUGGCACCGCCCCACUGCUCAAGCGGGCUGACGAGGCGGCUGGGGGCGAGCGGCAAGCGGAGGGUGCCAUGCCUGCUUUGAGCGGGCAGCAGGUGACAUUGCUGCUUGUGAAAGUCGAGGUGGACGACCCUGCCACUGUGGAGCUGGUUCGGUGCAAGGUCGCUGCACUGGAUGUCGGCUGGCUGUGGAACAAGCUACCUUGCCACAAAGCAGCAGGCAGUGCUAUGCACCAGGUCGACAUGGUGGGCCAUGUGUAUGUGGCCACCGACAGCAGCAAUCUGGCUGGAUGUCGGCAUGUGGCAGACAUCAUGGAGGAGUACUACAUCGACAAAUACAAUGCCCUGGGACCGCACGGCUACAAUAUCGUGCCUGGCGCGCCACUUGAGUUGAGCCCUGUCCAGUACGGCAGCCAUCCACUAACACAACAGUACGUUCAAUCCUUCCGCUUCCAAACCGAGUAA
Messenger RNA from Volvox carteri f. nagariensis, 648 nucleotides. RefSeq lists its product as uncharacterized. The record is from RefSeq and is a predicted model, not a curated record. Bases 1 to 648 code for a protein of 215 amino acids. Lineage: Eukaryota; Viridiplantae; Chlorophyta; Chlorophyceae; Chlamydomonadales; Volvocaceae. The transcript has 4 exons.